This is a messenger RNA of Parascedosporium putredinis, 1014 nucleotides long. Lineage: Eukaryota; Fungi; Ascomycota; Sordariomycetes; Microascales; Microascaceae. The record is from the annotation of a GenBank genome assembly.
AUGGCUGGCUUCCUCCGUAGCAAGCAGACAGGCAUGCAGAAAGACCUGUCUGCCAGCAUCGCUUCCACAGAUUUCAACCCAGACGACCUAGCUCGAUAUGGAAUUAAUUCUCAGAUCAGCUGCCUUGCCUAUGACCCUGUACAAUCGCUUUUAGCGACCCUCGAACCCGCCAAACCCACGUCCUUUCGGUCGCUACAUUUUACCGGCAACAAACUGGUGAGCCUCGACAGCCGAAACGAUCUCACGAUAUGGGACCUGGAUUCGGCGAAGCGGACCGGCGGCGGAAUGGUGCCCGGUGGCGCGGUGUGCAUCACCACGGACCCCAUGCUCGACUGGGCCAUGCUGGCCCUGACUAGCGGCGAGAUACUAGCAUUCGACCUAGACAGGGAGAGAGUUGCUAAGGGAUUCCGGCUGCCAAAUUUUUGGAAGGAAAAGGACCCCCAUGCGAGGCAGGUCCAGAUCGUCGACGUUUCCUUCCACCCCAAGGAUAUUGGCAAGCUUUUGAUCUCGUACACCCACGGUGCCGUCAUUUACUCGAUCAAGCAAGCGCAGGCGCAGCACUUUUUCGAGUAUAAGCUACCCCCGGCGCUCCCGGCGGAAAGGCGUUCGCGCCUGGUCUUCUGGGACACCAAAGAGGGCAAGCUACUGAUGGCGAGGACGUUGAUGGAUAUGAGGGUCGAUCAACCGUCGAGGCACCAAGUAGCGCCUAGAAUGGUUACCCCUUUUACUAAAAUUUCGUGGUGCUGCAAAGAGAACGCCGACGAUACCGGCCUCUUGAUUGCGGGCGGACAGGCUCCCGAGGAUCCUUCUCAAGGCCUAACAUUUAUCGAGCUGGGCCCUACUCCCAUAUAUGCGACUUCGUCGUGGCAGAUCCUUUCCGAACACUUUGCCGGGAAGAGGCAGAUUUGCCUGCCGCUGCCGCCUGGUGUACAGGUCGACGACUACCAGCUCAUCCCCGCUCCUCGCCCCAUCUUGGUGGAGCACAUGAUCCUAUCGCCGUCAUCUCGCUCCUGA